GCUAGAAUGUUCCUUUUUUGGGGGUGGGGGGUCUGUGAGAAUCCUAACUGCGUGGGCUGUUGGAUUAAGCCACUGCUGCAGCAUCAGAAGGGGUUUAAUCUACGAGAAGCAGCAGCAGAGAGAGACACUAUUUCCCAGGCUCUAUUUUACCCCGUUUGUCAGUUCUUUUACUUGACUGUACAAGAACUGCUGGGCAUCAAGGACACAUACAAGAGAGGAUAGAAUAUCAAAGGAAGGAGGAAAACAGCUUGUUUGACUGGAGCAGAGAGAUAAAUAAAGCCUCAUAGUGCCUGCUGCAGACACCAGACACAGCCAUUAUGACCCAGGGCAAGCUUACAGUCGCAAACAAGGCUGCUGAAGCAGGAGAGAAGCAGUAUGGCACUUCAAGUGGAGAAGCAGGAGGGCCACCGGCCCCUCCCACCUAUGAGGAGGCCACUGGCGCAGGUGAGAAAGGCAUCAGCGGCAGCCCCUGUUACAGUGGGGCUUAUCCUAGUGAUGGGGAGAUGCUCACAGAAUUCAGCUGGAGUGAUAAAAACAUCCGACGGAUCUUUAUCCGCAAGGUUUACGCCAUCUUGAUGAUUCAACUACUUGUCACUCUUUCCAUUGUGGCUCUCUUCACAUUCUGUGAACCAGUGAAGAACUACAUUCAGUCCAACCCUGGAUGGUACUGGGCUUCCUAUGCUGUGUUCUUUGUCACAUAUAUUACACUCGUCUGCUGUCCUGGACCAAGGAGACAGUUUCCAUGGAAUCUGAUCCUGCUCGCCAUCUUUACCCUCUCUCUCUCCUAUAUGACAGGGAUGCUAUCCAGUUAUUACAACACCAAGUCAGUGGUGAUGUGUUUGGGUAUUACUGCUAUGGUCUGUCUUACUGUCACUCUCGUCAGCUUCCAAACUAAGUUUGAUGUGACAUCAUGCCAAGGUGUAUUGUUUACCUUCUGCAUGGUCAUGAUGGUGUCUGGACUGGUCCUGGCCAUUGCAUUGCCCUACGGAUAUGUGCCCUGGGUGCAUGGUGUCUAUGGUGCCUUGGGAGCGUUACUUUUUACCAUGUUUUUGGCAUUUGACACCCAGCUACUGAUGGGGAACAAGCGCUACACAAUAAGUCCAGAGGAAUACGUCUUUGCCACUCUCAACAUCUACCUCGACAUUAUCUACAUCUUCUCCUUCUUCCUGUCCCUGUUCGGAACAGAGAGGACAAACUGAAUCCACCUCCAGGCCAGCAUCUCAGCUUUUCCAUCCAAACACGGCCCGUAUUCAUAGUCUCAGAGUGGUAGUGCUGAUCUAGGAUCGGCUUUGGCAUUUAGAUCACGGUGAAAAGUGUCAUACACACAGGGGGGGAUAUGAUCCUAGGUCGACACUACUCGGAGACACGGUAUGAAUACAGGCUCUGAUCUCACCAGAUGUACUGUACACAACCCAUUGAUCCACCACUUCUUCCCACAGUCUCAGCUUAGUGUGAUUUUCCUUCCCCCUCUAGCAUGAUAUGGACCUAUACUACUUUAUUGUCUGCUUAGCUGUCAAUCUCCAGAAUGUACAGUACUUUUCACCUAUAGGGUCAGCGAUCUAUAGAAUUACAUUGCUAACGGUAGAUAGGUGUGAAAAACACAUGCAAAACACUGAGUCUGUCUAAAAGCUAGAACUGUAGGUGUUUUUGUUUUAUGCAGAUGUGAUGUCCUUACUUUCUCCAGUCUUUUAACAACAACAGUCAUGAAUGACACUGCUCUACAGGAGCUUAUCACCUCUUAUGAAGAGGAAGGUAAAAGUAUCUGCCCUGAAAGACAUGAAUAUCUUUCAGUGUAGCAACGUAGAUAUCAUUGUGCUUAGUUCAUCAGUAGUGCACUAGGCUACAUCCAAUUCCAUCAGUGCAUAACACAUUGUGGUGACCCUCAGCUUUAGAGUAAAGCGAGAGAGAGUAAAGUAGUUCCUUUUUUUGAUCCAAACUUGGGAAAUUGUUUUAUCACACAAUAAAUCCAAAAAGGACAAGACACGUAUCCAUGACAAAAUAAAUUAAACACAUAUUAAGACACAUUUAAAUCAAUGGCAUCUGUGCACAGGAAGUCUGUGGUUUGUUGUUUCUCCUCCAGUCUGUCAACUCUUAGCCUACUGGUUGAAAUCUCAAAGGAACAUAAGAUCCGGAGCAUGCAGGCAAUUCGAUCCAAUUCUGAUUUCAUUUGAACGUAGGCAAAUUGCUUGGCUUUCCUUAGCUGCUUUAGACUAAACAUGAGUUAAUCUAGUUGCACUAAAACUGGAGAUGUAAUGCAAUCCUGUCAAUAUGAUGAGCCAUAGUCCAAUGAUGUCAGUAGGGGUUUACUCACCACCCUUCUCUUUCUUUGUAACAUUCGGUUCUGUAUUAUUCCCUCCAUGUUACAAUUUUCCAGCUAGGUUGGCUGCUAUUUAACUCUUUUAAGUUUUUAUUUAUUUACAGAUAGCUAAACGGGAGUCAUCCCACUGGGCACAGAUGUCAAUCCAAUGUCUAUUCCA
This is a messenger RNA of Oncorhynchus tshawytscha (Chinook salmon), 2477 nucleotides long. RefSeq names its product protein lifeguard 2. Lineage: Eukaryota; Metazoa; Chordata; Actinopteri; Salmoniformes; Salmonidae. The transcript has 12 exons. Gene Ontology annotation, biological process: negative regulation of apoptotic signaling pathway. The record is from RefSeq and is a predicted model, not a curated record. Gene Ontology annotation, cellular component: membrane; endoplasmic reticulum; Golgi apparatus. The coding region runs from base 318 to 1199 and encodes 293 amino acids.